This is a messenger RNA of Penicillium salamii, 684 nucleotides long. NCBI's taxonomy places the organism in Eukaryota, Fungi, Ascomycota, Eurotiomycetes, Eurotiales, Aspergillaceae. The record is from the annotation of a GenBank genome assembly.
AUGUCAGGCGAAUUCAGGGAACUGCCAAUUGAGCCACAUGGAAUUAUCUGGCAAGAUAAUUUCAUCGAUGCCGAACACGAGCAAAGACUUAUCUCCGUCUUUCUCAAUGAGCUAGAAUGGCCCGAUCGCAACGGCCGCCUAUCACUCCAUUACGGCUAUACCUUCGACUAUAAAACAUUUGGAAUAGAUCCGGAAAUUCCAUUUAAGGAAUUCCCAACAUGGCUGCAACCACUUAUUCCGACAACCGAGGACCGCCCUCCAGACCAAGUCUGUCUGCAGUACUAUCCUCCAGGCGCGGGCAUCCCCCCUCAUGUAGAUGCGCACAAGCCAUAUGAUCAGCUCUAUGCGUUAUCUCUUGGCGCACCGGCCAUGAUGGUCUUCCGGAGAGGCGAUGUGCGCCUUGAGGUUGACUUGACGCCGCGCAGCAUGAUGCAGAUGAGUGGGGACUCAAGACUACAUUGGACUCACGGUAUCAGGAAGCGCAAGAACGAUACUCUUGCUGAUGGCACUGUGAGGCCCCGUGAGAAGAGAUGGAGUAUCACGUACCGCUGGCUUCGAGAUGGGGAUUGCGAAUGUGGAAAUUUGGAUUUGUGUGAUACUGCGCAGCUGCGCAAUGGAAUCGAAAAGGAGAAGAGGUCAUUGAAGGCAUUGGCGGAAAAGGCUGUCGAAACACCCAUUGCAUAG